UCGCCCUUUUCGGUUUUUGCACUUCAGGGAACAAGGUCGUGAAAAUCGGAGGACUUGGUGUCGUGCCGCCAUUUCUUCUGCCUUUGGUCUCUGCACCUUUCGCAGAACUCCCAACAGCGCUAUGCUGGGACAGAGCAUCCGGAGGUUCACAACCUCUGUGGUCCGUAGGAGCCACUAUGAGGAGGGCCCAGGGAAGAAUUUGCCGUUUUCGGUGGAAAACAAGUGGCGGUUACUAAUUAUGAUGACUCUGUACCUUGGGUCUGGAUUUGCCGCACCUUUCUUUAUAGUAAGACACCAACUGCUUAAGAAAUAAGGAUAUUUUAUUUAAUUCAUGAAACAGAUAUGCAGGGGAGCAUUUUAAGAGGUGCAGUCUCUUUGAAAAUGGAUCAAACUCUUGAGUUCAAAAUACUAGAUGUGUCUGUAAAUAAACUUAUAGCAUGAAUCCUUAAUGCCUCUUCUCUGAAAUAUGGAAUGUGAAAAUUGAGCAUUGUGCUUGCUUUUCUUACUUGGGUAACAUUCCAUUACUAGUUCUUGAUAAAAAUAUGUGCAGUUCAGUUGUUAAUUGGUCUUAAAUUCUGAGAUUUAAUUUUUGAUUCGGUUAGGACCUUCCUUGUUGGCAACUUACAUUAUAAAGAGAAAUGCACGCCUGA
Manis javanica (Malayan pangolin) is the source of this 650-nucleotide messenger RNA. RefSeq names its product cytochrome c oxidase subunit 7C (gene COX7C). Gene Ontology annotation, cellular component: respiratory chain complex IV. The record is from RefSeq and is a predicted model, not a curated record. Lineage: Eukaryota; Metazoa; Chordata; Mammalia; Pholidota; Manidae. Gene Ontology annotation, biological process: mitochondrial electron transport, cytochrome c to oxygen.